AGCGCGGCGAGGCCGGGCGAGGCGGCAGCGGCGGCCCCAUGCAGGACGCGGAGAACGUGGCGGCGCCCGAGGCGGCCGAGCCCGGGCAGCAGCAGCAGCAGCAGCAGCCGGCCGCUGAGCCGCCGCCGGGGGAGGAGCCGCCGCGGCCCGCGGGGCCCGGCGCGCAGGAGGCGGCGGGCGGCGAGGACGCGGAGGCCGGGCCGGAGCCCGACGUGCUGGCCAAGCCGGCCGAGCCCGCGGCCGACGGAGAGGAGAGGGCGGCCUCGGCCCCCGGCCCGUCCCCGCCGCCGCCGGCCGAGGGAGCCCCCGCCCCGGCCGCGGGUGAGGCCCCGGCGGAGCAGGCCGGGGACGCGGGGGCCGAGGCCCGGUCCGAGGGGGCGGGCGGGGAGGAUGGCGGCGCCGACGAGCCCUCCUUCAGCGACCCCGAGGACUUCGUGGACGACGUGAGCGAGGAAGAACUGCUGGGGGACAUUCUCAAGGACCGGCCCCAGGAGGCCGACGGGAUCGACUCGGUGAUCGUGGUCGACAACGUGCCUCAGGUGGGGCCCGACCGCCUGGAGAAGCUCAAAAACGUCAUCCAUAAGAUCUUUUCCAAGUUUGGGAAAAUCACAAAUGACUUUUACCCGGAGGAGGAUGGAAAGACUAAAGGGUAUACGUUCCUAGAAUACGCAUCCCCUGGCCACGCCUUGGACGCCGUGAAGAAUGCUGAUGGUUACAAGCUGGACAAGCAGCACACGUUCAGGGUCAACCUCUUCACGGACUUCGACAAGUAUAUGACCAUCAGUGACGAGUGGGAUAUCCCAGAAAAACAACCUUUCAAAGACUUGGGAAAUUUACGUUACUGGCUCGAAGAGGCAGAAUGCAGAGAUCAGUACAGUGUCAUUUUUGAGAGUGGAGACCGUACUUCCAUAUUCUGGAACGACGUGAAGGAUCCUGUCUCUAUCGAAGAGAGAGCGAGAUGGACGGAGACGUAUGUGCGCUGGUCUCCCAAGGGCACCUACCUGGCCACGUUCCAUCAGCGAGGCAUUGCUCUCUGGGGCGGAGAGAAAUUCAAACAAAUCCAGAGAUUUAGCCAUCAGGGGGUUCAGCUCAUUGACUUCUCACCUUGUGAAAGAUACCUGGUGACAUUCAGCCCCCUCAUGGACACCCAGGAUGACCCUCAAGCCAUCAUCAUCUGGGACAUCCUGACCGGACAGAAGAAGAGGGGUUUUCACUGCGAAAGCUCAGCCCAUUGGCCUAUCUUUAAGUGGAGCCACGAUGGUAAAUUCUUUGCCAGAAUGACACUCGACACUCUUAGCAUCUAUGAAACUCCUUCUAUGGGCCUUUUGGACAAGAAGAGCUUGAAGAUCUCCGGCAUAAAGGACUUCUCGUGGUCUCCCGGGGGUAACAUCAUAGCCUUUUGGGUGCCUGAGGACAAAGAUAUCCCGGCCAGGGUGACCCUGAUGCAGCUUCCCACCAGACAAGAGAUCAGGGUUAGGAAUCUGUUCAACGUGGUGGACUGCAAGCUGCACUGGCAGAAAAAUGGGGAUUACUUGUGUGUUAAAGUGGAUAGGACCCCCAAAGGGACCCAGGGCGUGGUCACAAAUUUUGAAAUUUUCCGAAUGAGGGAAAAACAGGUACCUGUCGACGUGGUGGAAAUGAAAGAAACCAUCAUAGCCUUUGCCUGGGAGCCAAACGGGAGUAAGUUUGCUGUGCUGCAUGGGGAGGCUCCUCGGAUAUCCGUUUCCUUCUACCAUGUGAAGAACAACGGGAAGAUUGAACUUAUCAAAAUGUUUGAUAAGCAGCAGGCAAAUACCAUCUUCUGGAGCCCCCAGGGACAGUUCGUCGUGUUGGCUGGCUUGAGGAGUAUGAACGGCGCCUUGGCUUUUGUUGACACGUCGGACUGUACGGUCAUGAACAUUGCAGAGCACUACAUGGCUUCCGACGUGGAGUGGGACCCCACGGGGCGCUACGUUGUCACGUCUGUGUCCUGGUGGAGCCAUAAGGUGGACAACGCCUACUGGCUGUGGACUUUCCAAGGACGCCUCCUGCAGAAGAACAACAAGGACCGCUUUUGCCAGCUGCUGUGGAGACCUCGGCCCCCCACGCUCCUGAGCCAGGAUCAGAUAAAGCAAAUUAAAAAAGAUCUGAAGAAAUAUUCUAAGAUCUUUGAACAGAAGGAUCGUCUGAGUCAAUCCAAAGCCUCAAAGGAACUGGUGGAAAGAAGACGCACCAUGAUGGAAGAUUUCCGAAAAUACCGGAAAAUGGCCCAAGAACUCUACAUGGAGCAGAAGAGUGAACGUCUGGAGCUGCGAGGAGGCGUGGACACGGACGAGCUGGACAGCAACGUGGAGGAUUGGGAGGAGGAGACCAUCGAGUUCUUCGUCACUGAGGAGAUCAUUCCCUUGGGAAAUCAGGAGUGACCCGAGCACCGUGCGUCCCUGCGUUGCGUGCUGGACCCCGGUCGUCCUGCUGCAGGAAGCCUGCACGAGGCCUGAACUGUCCCCUGUGCUUUCUCUGGCUCCAGACUCUGCACCCGGACUCCCCCAUCUCCACACGUUACUGUGCCUUUCACCCCUGGUCUCCACCGCAGGGGAGGAUCCAAGGCACCGCUUGCAGUUUUUUCUCGUUCGGGGUUUUUAAAAUCACGCCACCGGUGUUGGUUCCUCACAGUCGUGCGCUGCUGCGGCGGCCCCUCCCGCCCUGAGCGCACAGCCGAGCGGUCCCCCUCGAGGACUCGUCCUGCCCUGUGCGCGCGGCCCGCCCUGGCCAUGUCCCGGGCACCGCAGGGAAGCAGCGCCCCGCGGUGUCCUGGCGCCGUUCGGGUUGUGCCGCCUUCUCUCAAUGGGCUGAGCGUGGAAAUAAAAGCAAACCUGUACGAAAACACUGUCUUUCUCCUGUCUUUACACGUACGUAGCAGCCUCGAGGCUGGUGCCCGUGCCCCGGCCGUGGCGGCGCUCUGGGCUCGGCCCGCCCGCAGCUGCUGGCCCCCGAGGCCCACGCGGCCAGGAGGCAGGCCUCCAACCUCGUCGAGCGGUUGUGCGUUCCAGCCGAGCUCUGUAAAGUGAAGUAGCAGCCCCGUCCAGCUUUUUUGCGUCCUGUGCUCAUUUCGCCUGCUGGGAGAAGCCCCUCUGCGCUUUGCUCGGAGCCCUGCACACUUGACCUCGUCCACGAGAGUUGCCACUUGAGCCACUGUUGUGUGGGCCUCCGAAUACCUUUGCUCCUGAAACCUGGGCGAACGAGUCCGUGUGACCUCAGCCGGUUACUUGCGUCUGCUACGCGUCGAUGCAUCGGUGCCUUGUCCGCGGCCGCGCUUCUGUCUGUCGUCCGGGAGCCCGACGCGUGGCGUGCGAAGCAGCGGAGCCCAGGACGGGCACGCCGCAGACGCAUGGGCCUGAAAUGUUCUGGGAUUGGAGGAUAAGCGGUCGUCUGCGGGGCCUGGGCUGUCCACGACCCGCGGGGGCCGUGCCGGAGGGGCGGUCGGGCGGCCUGCCGCAGCCCCAAGUCCGGCUGCGAGGCACGCUUGGCGCUCCAUCCCCGGUUCCAGUCGCCAUGCUUAGCUCCCCGUCGACACACGGGGCCCGGGGUCUCGCUCGCGCUCACGUCCUUUAAACCUUAGCGUGCCAGGUCCUGGGUUUUACAUUUGAUGGCGGUGAGAAGGAAGAGGCCCAGGCUUUGGUCAUUUUCACAGAUUUUUAA
This is a messenger RNA of Neomonachus schauinslandi (Hawaiian monk seal), 3678 nucleotides long. RefSeq names its product eukaryotic translation initiation factor 3 subunit B (gene EIF3B). NCBI's taxonomy places the organism in Eukaryota, Metazoa, Chordata, Mammalia, Carnivora, Phocidae. Gene Ontology annotation, biological process: translational initiation. Gene Ontology annotation, molecular function: RNA binding; translation initiation factor binding; translation initiation factor activity. Gene Ontology annotation, cellular component: eukaryotic translation initiation factor 3 complex. The record is from RefSeq and is a predicted model, not a curated record.